CAAAAUAUUGAAAACGUGCGAGGCGAGUUAAUUUCUCUAAAGCAUUUUAAAAUCAAAAAAUUCCUGGUAAAACCUGAAUUUUCAGGUAACAUAAGCCAGGAUAAACAUUCUUUAGCUCUAAUAUUUAUAAAAAAAACUACCAGGUAAUUCUGUGAAUCAAUAAAUUUUUUUUUCACCUUCACAAACACAUGAAAAACGAAACGGAGAUGACAAUUGAUGCGGAUGAUAUUAGCAACGAUGAUGUUGAAGAAACUAUUCGUCUAUUAAAAGAAAUUCCAAUUUUGGCAUCAGGUGUUUCGGAUACCAUUCAAAGGUUGCUAACCAGAAUACAGAAAGAUGAACUACCCACUGAAAAAGGACUCAGUUUUCUUGAUCUCAAAAAUCAUACAUUCUUAAAUUAUGUGAUGAAUGUGACAUACCUGAUGCAGCAAAAAAUAUCUGGAAAGAAAAUUGAAGAUAGCCCUGCUAUUGAAAGGAUAGUUGAAGCAAGAACUGUGCUUGAGAAAGUUAGACCAAUCCAUGAAAAGCUGAAAUAUCAGAUUGAUAAAUCUACUACAGUAUCAGGAAAUAUAGAUCCAUCUGACCCUCUGAGAUUUAGACCUAAUCCGGAUAAUUUAGGAGCUCAAGAGGAAGAAGAAGAUGAAGAACAAGAGGAAGGAGCAAAAUCUAAUGUUUAUGUACCACCCAAAAUAUCUGCUGCAUAUUUUGAAGAAAAUGAUACCUUGGAAGAGCGCAAGAAAAAACUUUUAGAACGUGCACAGAAGAAAGCUUUAAAUAGCAGUGUAAUGUAUGAAUUACGAAAAGAAUAUGAGACUGGGCCUGAGGAAAUAAAGGAAACCAUUGAUCCUUAUAAGAUCAAACUGAACAAAGAAAUGAAGGAACGCUUAAGAUAUGAAGAAGAAUACAUGACACGUCUUCCAAUGACAAAGAAGCAAAAGCAUGAAGCACGGCAAUUGAUGACUGUUACAAACUUUAACAUGAAGUUUGAUGAUGUAUCAGCACUAGAUAUGGGAACAGAAGAUAUAACUCUAAAGCGAAGGUCCAGUGGUAGAAAGGACAAAUUUGCUAAGAAACAUGGAAAGAAAAAAGGAAAGAAGAGGAAGCACUAACAUAUUCUUUGUAUAUUUUAUUUUUAUUUAAUAAACAUGCAUCAUGUAUAAAACUCUUA
This is a messenger RNA of Argiope bruennichi, 1168 nucleotides long. RefSeq names its product neuroguidin-like. The record is from RefSeq and is a predicted model, not a curated record. NCBI's taxonomy places the organism in Eukaryota, Metazoa, Arthropoda, Arachnida, Araneae, Araneidae. Gene Ontology annotation, biological process: maturation of SSU-rRNA from tricistronic rRNA transcript (SSU-rRNA, 5.8S rRNA, LSU-rRNA). The transcript has 13 exons. The coding region runs from base 189 to 1109 and encodes 306 amino acids. Gene Ontology annotation, cellular component: nucleolus; small-subunit processome.